This is a messenger RNA of Acanthosepion pharaonis, 519 nucleotides long. The record is from the annotation of a GenBank genome assembly. Lineage: Eukaryota; Metazoa; Mollusca; Cephalopoda; Sepiida; Sepiidae.
AUGACGAUAUUCUUAUUUUCACACAAUCACACACUUUUUGAUUCAUCUGUUUACUCUUCUUUCGAUAAAUCUUUUAACAUAUUUCUUCUUCUCUCUUUCAUUCACAACGUCUUUAUAUCAAUAACCUUAUUUCUCUGUCUGUCUGUCUGCCUCGUUUUCUCCUUCCUCGUUUCACACUUUCUUUUAUGGUUUCUUCUUUAUUACGUUUUAUUUCUUCUCCGUUCCACUGCUUCACGGGCCUAUCACUCUUCUUUCCUCAAGUCUCAUAUUGCCCCCUCUCUCUCUCUCUCUCUCUGUCGCUCACACUUGCGCUAUAAAAUUAUUAUAGACUUACUGUGUCUUGUUUUUCUCUCUCUUUUAUAUCUUCUCUCUUUCACCCACACUGUCUCCAUAAUGUCAAUAUUUACUCUUGUUUUCCUCUCUUUCUCUCUCUCUCUCUUUCUCUCUCUCUCUCUCUGUUUCAGAGUUGAGGCUUUCAAAAGUCAUUCUAAGCAUAUAAGCCUACCUUCUUUUUCAUAA